Molecule: messenger RNA, 2286 nt
Organism: Exophiala dermatitidis NIH/UT8656
Lineage: Eukaryota; Fungi; Ascomycota; Eurotiomycetes; Chaetothyriales; Herpotrichiellaceae
Exons: 2
Coding region: 1-2286 (761 amino acids)
Biological process (GO): transmembrane transport
Cellular component (GO): plasma membrane
Molecular function (GO): transmembrane transporter activity
Source: RefSeq, a predicted model, not a curated record
AUGUUCUCUGAAUAUGCAUCCAGGUUCCUCGCACAGUCCCAGUCGCGUAUUAGUUUUGCGCCAGCAGAAGAGCGUCGAUCUGGCAAUGGUCAGGGUGGUCGGCGCCAGAAUACAACGUGGAGGUCAUCCACCGCCUCUAGGGCACUGAAUUCACGCGCACCAAAUCCCUACCAGCCAACCUCGUCACAGCUCUCUGGUUUCCCAUUUGCUUCCCGUCUGAACCCUCAGCAGGCUCCUCUUUUCUACAGCGCCACGGAUGAAUUUCGUGAGGACAAUGACGAGGAGGAACAUGAACGAGAGAUUGCCGAUUACUACGCACUCCAGCGCUCACGACGGCAAUUAGGGGCUAGCGACCUCAAGGCUUCUUCUGAAGCAGGGGAUGGAAGUGGAUCUAGUUUGAAUGGGGCAACAAGCAGCCACAGUGACGAGCACCAUGAGCGUAUGUUCGGAAGAGGUGGAGGUAUCAGAAGCUCAUGGCACGGCAAUGCACCAAACGUCAGACGCAAAGGACCGGAGCUGGCAGAUCUUGCAGAGUCCACAGAAUCACACCAGGGACUCGCAGAUUCAAACCUUUCCAGAACCCGGAUGGUCGAUGUUGGUUUGGAAGACACCCUAAGAAGUGAAGAGGACGAUGAACCACCGGACGACUUAAUGGAGGAUCCCCCUUCAGUUCAACAGUUACGGAAGCCUGAUCAUGCGGUCAAGGAUGAGUAUGACUCGGAAGAGUCCGAGAUGGAGAGCAACCAACAACGACUUCUAGGCCGCUCACGGAACGCCAUCAGCCCAGCGGAAUCCCGACCAGGCGGUGUGCAACUUGUGAUACAUCAGCCAAGGCAUGACCCCUUCUGGGGUCAAGUCUAUCUUCUUUCGCUGGCAGCCAUGUGCACGACGUGGUUUCUUGUCUAUCUCCAUACGCAGUCACCCCGCGCCAAUCAACCCUUGGGCGACACCAUUUACACCGCCCUGCACGGAUCCUUUUACCUGUUAGCGACUUAUACCUUUGUAGCGACGUUUCUUUCCUUGUUUUGGCUCGCCGCCCUCCGAUCAUAUGUUCGAUAUCUGGUCUACGCCAUCCUGGUUGCAGUACCAGUAAUCCUGUACUCCUUUUCCCUCUAUCCGCUCAUUUCCAGCUACAAGGGCUCGUGGCACGGCUCCAGUCUCCAGGAUACAAUGAUGAGGUGGACUUCCCUAAUCCCGGCGGCGCUGGCGACCCUGUGGAUAUUAGCAAUUUUCAGAGGCAGAAUGGCCAUGCAGAAAGCCAUCUCAAUCCUGGAAUUUGCGACCAGGAUUCUUGCAGCCAACCCAACCCUAGUGCUGGUCGGAUUUUCGGUUCUCGGUUUCAUCGUCACUUUCACUUGGGCAUGGUUGUCUAUGUUCACCAGAGUUUUCCUCAGUGGACAUCCUUCCACCCGCUCGACCAUUAGCAAAUUUGUCAUCGACACGUCCACCUGGUGGUUAGGGGUUUAUUUCAUCGUGGUCUAUCUUUGGACAAUUGCGAUCGCUUUUGGAAUGCAGCGCACGAUCACCUCGGCGACGGUGUCACAAUGGUAUUUCCAUCGUCUGGCAGUGCCGGCUCCCAGUCCUCAAGCCGUUGUUAAAGCCGCCCUCUAUCAUUCUGCAACGACGCUUUUCGGAACCAUAUCAUUGUACACCGGUUUGAGCCUGCUGGUGAGGCUACCUUUAUUGGUGCUGCCCCGACGGCUGACCAUGCUUCUGGGGGCCGUGAUGUACUCAUUCAUUCCGAGUCCAAUUGUUGUCCUCAUCAACCCGCUCACGCUUACAUACGCCGCGAUUCAUUCUCAGCCUUUGAGUAUCAGUGCCAGGGGAUUAUCCCAGAUGCAUUUCUUGACGCCGAGUGCCCCCAGCACGGCUCUACACCCUCGCACAUUUUCCCGUCAUCGGCGAAAUGAUGGAUGGACCAGUGACUCGGCGCCCCUUCUGCCAUACCGACUGGCCAAGCUUAUCCUCCAUGCAACCCGAGUUAUCAUGUCACUUGCCUUGGGAUUCGGCGGAUGGGUUACCAGCGCGAGAUCUUUGAGGAUUGACGGGGCCGGCAUGCGAGGCAGCCUCUACGCUUACAUUGUUGGCCUGAUAGCCGGAGCCAUCGGCUGGGGCAUACUCGGAGCCAUGGAGGGUGUUCUCGCAUGCAUAGUAGAUGCAGUGAUUGUCUGCUGGGGCACUGAAGUCGGUAGUACUGGCACGGGGGAAGUCAGAUAUUGCAGGGAGGCAGGAGACUUAUUUGGCGACAACGAAGACAGAAUCGGAGGACGCGUCAGUCUAGCUUGA